CCGCCGCCGCAGCCGCCGCCGCGGGCACCUCGGGGAAGGCAGCCGCGCAGCCUCCGCCCUCCCUAGCAUGGGAUGGGCGAGCCCUGCGAGCGCCGUGCCUGCCCGCCGGCCGCCGGCAUGAAGGAAGGAGCGGACUGGGAGCCCUGGGACGCGCCGCUGGGUUUCUUGGAGGGCGCCCAGAUGGGCAACAGGAGCAACAUGUCCUUCCUGCAGCUCUUCAAGAACAUCAACCUGGAGCGAGCCGACGGGAUGCAGGGCGACAGCUCCGACGUGGUGCGGAUUGUCAUCUCGCUGGUGUACUCCGUGGUGUGUGCCCUGGGGCUGGUGGGCAACCUGCUGGUGCUCUACCUGAUGAAAAGCAAGCAAGGCUGGAGAAAGUCCUCCAUCAAUCUCUUUGUGACCAGCCUGGCAGUGACUGACUUCCAGUUUGUGCUGACCUUGCCAUUCUGGGCGGUGGAGAACGCGCUGGACUUCAACUGGCUCUUCGGCAAGGCAAUGUGUAAGAUUGUCUCAUAUGUGACAGCCAUGAAUAUGUAUGCCAGUGUCUUCUUUCUCACUGCCAUGAGUGUGGCUCGAUACCGCUCUGUGGCUUCAGCCUUGAAGAAUCAGCGACGAGGUGACCCGCUGGGUGGCUGCUGUUCUGCCAAGUGGCUUUGUGCACUCAUCUGGCUGUCAGCUAUCUUGGCUUCCCUGCCUCAUGCCAUUUUUUCCACCACUGCCACUGUCUUUGAUGAUGUCCUCUGCCUUGUCAAGUUCCCUGAGGGACGAGGCAACAGUGCCCAGUUCUGGCUGGGUCUGUACCACAUCCAGAAGGUGCUCCUGGGCUUUGUGGUGCCACUGGUUGUUAUCAGCCUCUGCUACUUGCUCCUGGUGCGCUUCAUCAGUGACAAGCAUGUUGGCAGCACCUGCAGUGGCCCCAGCACCAAGCGCCGCUCCAAAGUGACUAAGUCGGUGUCCAUUGUGGUGCUGUCUUUCUUCUUGUGCUGGCUGCCUAAUCAAGCUCUUACAACGUGGGGCAUCCUCAUCAAACUCAACGUGGUUCACUUCAGCACUGAGUACUUCCUCUCCCAAGUGUACCUCUUCCCCAUCAGCGUAUGCCUGGCACACUCCAACAGCUGCCUCAAUCCCAUUUUCUACUGCCUCAUGCGCAGGGAGUUCCGCAAGGCACUGAAGAACCUCCUCUGGAGAAUCACCUCACCUUCCCUCACCGCUAUGCGCCCUUUCACCGACACCACCAAGCCCGAGCAGGAGGAACAAGCCCUGCAUGCCUUGGUGCCUGUUCACCCUGUCACUGCUUCUUCCCCUACUGCAGCUCUCCAGCCAGAGAUGGCCUACUACCCCCCUGGGGUGGUGGUGUACAGCAGCCGCUAUGACCUCCUGCCUGCUGGCUCCACAGAGCAGCGCUGCUGAGAUGGGCAGGGGACUCUGUAGGGUGGGACUGUGGGUUCUGUGCAAGAUGUGGACCUGGCAUAUUGAAUGCCUGGUAGGGGCAGGGGAGAAGGGGUGAGUAAAGAAGAGUCCCUGUGUAAGAGAUGCUUUUUUGGGGUUCUGUCUGCUCCUGGAAGCUUGUUGAUGUAAAUAGUUGUCUUGAAAAAGUCCUCCAGACUGGAGGACAGGAGGAGGAGGCACUGGGGAUUCGAGUGUCUCUAGGAGACACUUUUUAGUGCUUACAUCUAUUCCGGGGAAGAGGAACUGGGGAGGGUGACGGGACUUCGUCCAGGGAGUAUGCAGGAUGUUCAUGGCAGGGAGAGGGGCUGGAUGGGGUGGAGCGAGUCUGGAAGGCCUCAGCUGUGUCUCCCUUCCCCAGCCUGGAGGUGCAAGCAGCAAGGGGCCAGCAGCCCUCCCACCCCUCAGUGUGUGUUUGUGGCAGGGGGAGGGAGCAGGGCUGCUUUCUCACUGCUGCAUGUCAUUGAAAAUUAUGCCAGCGCAGCUGUGGUCACCGCUCACCGGGCUCCAGUGAGGGCAGAGAUAUCAGGCAGCCUAUGCCCUAUUUCAUGUGGGAGCAGCCAGGGCAAGUAGGUACAGGAUUCUUGCUUGCUCUGGCUUGGUCCCUUUCCCUCUGUUAGGGACCCAGGAAAGAGAGGGGACAAGGAGCACUGUACUCCCCACCAAAUCUCUCCAAGAUCUGCUUUUCCAGCUCCCCUCAUUCUCUCUGCUUCUGCCAGGCUACAGAGAAACCCAGACAGCCAAGAAGAAGUACAAGGACAGGUCUUGCAGCUUCAUGGAGAGGUAUUGCUUUGCCUGGGUUUGGAGGGAAGGAUGUGAGCCCCUUGGCAUCACGUUCCCCAGCCUCUCUUCAGGCUGCUGGACGGGAAACCCACAGCCUCAAACCAUGUGUGGCAAGGCAGGUGUCUCUCUUAGGGCACUGAAGCUUCAGGCUUUGCUCUUGCCAUGCUUCAGACUGUUUGUGUUUCACUCCAGGGAAUCAGCACAACUGUAAGCAAAAAAGGUGGGGAAAAGAAACAAAUCAUAGCCACUUCAAGCUGCUUUCUCUGGGGUACAUCUGGGUUCAGCUAAAACCAAGCACAAAGGUUUUUGUUCUGCCAAAGUGUUUGUUAAGGGUCUGUACUGAUACUUGCAAGUGUUUCAGUUCCUCAGGUGCGAGCAGCUCUAGAACCUGCAGCUCAGUGCUCUCACACCCUGGAGAAAGGCAAGGGCAAUGCCUGUCCCAGCCUGUGUUCCAGAGAAACAUCUGGGAAAUAAUUUGAUAUUGAUCUGAAAUGAACGUCUAAGGGUGUGGAAAAAAAGUGUGAUUUUAAACUGUGAAACUUUUUAAGACUAUACAGUUACUUUUAAAAAUAUUUUUUAAAUUAUGAGAAAAAAAUUUGAAAUGAGAAGCUCAGAAUAUUUAUUUUAAAAGAUUGAAAAAUACGAUUCUGGGUUUGUUGUCAAAACACAACUUCGUUAAUCCCCAGUACUGCAUAUGGGUUGAAUAUAUAAAUUUGUCAUUCAAAACCCCUCUCUAUUUCCAGCCCCUUCCCCUGAACCCUAACUCCAACAUCUGCCUGACUCCACUAAAAAAGCAUUUCUGCAGAGGUUUGUUUGUCAGCUCUAAUACUGAUGUGGAACAAACUUGCUAUUUCUGUCCAGAGAAAAUUGCAGUGCUGUAAGUGGCAAUUAUGCUUUGCAGACUCUUGGGUUUACUGUACGUCAGUAGCUCCUGUUGUAAAAUUCAGGUUUGGUUAGGAAGCAGCUGGUUCUGCUACUUGCAAGAAGAAGCUGUUCUGAUGUCUCAAAGCAGAAGAGACUUCUGCUACAGCCUUCGGAACUUGCUAACUGGGAAGACAGAGAUGACUGGAGAAGAACAGCAGGAGUGAGCUGGCAGCUGAUGGACAUAUUUUAUACAGAUGCAAAGACUCUGAAGAAAUCAGAUAUAUCCACAGAACUUGAGCGUCUAAGUACUGUAAAACCACUCCUCCUAAAUCCUGACUUGGCUGCCAGUUGAAGUCUGUAGGUACUUGAAGUUUUUUCUAGUAAAUUUUCUUGUGCCUAGAAGUCCGCUGAGCAUGCCUAAACUGCUUAUGCGUGAAGCAUUUACCUCAGUGCUUCAUUGGGGAUAUUUCAGUCAGGACUGGCCACAGUGUGUAUCCUAAGCAAGGGAGACAGUUCUGCAUCCCAACAUGAAACACCUUGUGCCAGACCAAGUUAGCAGGGGCUGUAAACUUAACUCGUUCCCCCAUCCCUUUGCGUCUCUGUCUAGAUAUGCUUCUCCUUUCCCACCUUCAAUGCGUGUACAGAUUAUGCUCCUUCCUCUUCACUUUUGAAACACAAUAAGUGGGCAGAGCUUUCACCCACAGCCUGGGAAACUCAACUUCCUCCCUUCCAUGUCUCUUGGGAAUGACCGAGUCUAUGAUGUGAAUGUGCUCGAAUCCUCUACCUUGAAACAGGUCCCUGUUGCAUGAGUUGUUCGCCAUAACUGGAUCAUAAAGGGAAAAUAAGUCCUUGAGCACUACUUUGCAGAAUAGUAGUUAGGGUGUGAGAUCCAAAGAGGAAGUGCCAAGAUUUUUUUCCCCUGUAUAUUCAGAGGAGAAAUGGGAUCCAGAUCUGGAUUCUAGGACUACCCUUUCCAAGAACAACAAUAACUUGCUCCCAAGUCUUGGUUUAAUUAAAUUUUCAGUAUGCCAUGCAAGAGGCUGAGAGCUUUCUAGACCUAUAAAUCCAGCAGCCUAAUAGGCCCAAGGAUUUGCAAGAAAUGUGUUCAAAUCUCACAUGUUGUAGAAGAAAGCUGCAAUGCCUGUCCUAGCAGAUGAAGUAAGCUACACUUGCGUGAGAAAAGGAUAUCAUGAACACUUAACUCUAGCAUUCAGAAAGUUCUAACUAUGCCUUUAUAGGCCAGGAAAAAGUACCUAAAUGAAGAAGAGGGGAUGGAUCUCAAAGCCAGACUCUCAUCUUAGUGUUUGCUUUUGAACAGCCUGGUUUCUUGCUUGGCUUGCUGGAAUUUUCAUCCCCAUCUUGAUAAUUAAAUGUUCUUGUGCAUUAUGUAAAAAGCUAUCCAGGUGUCUAUAGAAUAACUAUGAAUUUCAGUAGAUAGCAAAUGGCCUAAAAGACAUCCUCUGUGGUGCUCAGCAUAACAAAAUCCAAGUGCUUUUGUGAAUGUCAAUGUAGCUGUAAUUUUAUGCCAGCAAAACAACAAUGUAAACCAGAUGAUGUUAAGAACCACCCGUAUUUAGCCCAGAAUACUAGCGAGAUUCCAUGGUCAGAGGAAGCCCCAAGUACCCAGUCACUAAAGACAAAAAAAAAGCUUACAUUUGGCAAAUCAUUCAAAUAAGAAAAUGCCAUAGAUGUGUAGGUACUGGCCUAUUGAUUUAGAGGGCAGCUCUUUUAAGCCGCUGUGCUGCCAGGUGUAGGUCUUGAAUCUGCUGUCUAGAAGAGGCAUAACCCCUCUACAAAUGGCCAAGUGUUGGUUUACGCUACAACAUCUGUUCAGGCUGUGCAGGUGUCAGUGUGUCCAGCAUGGUCAAAGAGCACUGCUCUAGCUGUGCAUGAGCAGAGAGAAGUUUUGCUUCGGCUCUGCUGUGAGUGUGCAUGAAAACUGAGCUCUGUGUUGCGUGCGCAGAGGCACCAUCCUGAGCAUUGCAAGGAACGGGCAGCUGCUCUGAGUGUGCAUGCAGCAUCAGAGCCGUGGACUGUGCAGAUGGUCUUUCCAGCUCUAGCUUUUGAGACUACACGUUAACGACAACAAAUCCUACUGGGUAUCCGGGAGGUUCCUGUGUAAUCAGUACAACACUGUUCAAAAGCACUUCUGUUUCCUCCAAAUGUUCAUGUCUUGAUUUGUAACAAUUGCUUUCAUGGACUGAAAUAAACACAGAUUAAAGAUACAAACCAACACUUACAGAGUUCU
Cuculus canorus (common cuckoo) is the source of this 5341-nucleotide messenger RNA. RefSeq names its product relaxin family peptide receptor 3 (gene RXFP3). Gene Ontology annotation, cellular component: membrane. The transcript has a single exon. The record is from RefSeq and is a predicted model, not a curated record. The coding region runs from base 73 to 1410 and encodes 445 amino acids. Gene Ontology annotation, molecular function: G protein-coupled receptor activity. Gene Ontology annotation, biological process: G protein-coupled receptor signaling pathway; immune response. Lineage: Eukaryota; Metazoa; Chordata; Aves; Cuculiformes; Cuculidae.